GUCGGGAAGGCUCCCCCUGGACGUACCCCCACCCUGGAGAUCUUCUGGAGGGGAGUACCUGGCGGUUCAAGCCGUAGUCUGCCGGAAUGUGGUGCCACGGCUAGCAACAUGUGGAUCUUCUUUAUCAUCAUCACCCUACCCCAUGUCUUAGGAGUGGGCGAUAGUAAAGAACAAAAGGGCCUUUUUCCAAUAUUCCAAAGAGCAUCGACGCAACCGCCAGAGAUUAGGAAAUGUGACUGCAGUUGUGGAGAGAGGAACGAGGCUACUCGGAUCGUGGGAGGACAAGAGACAGACAUGAACGAGUUUCCUUGGAUGGUGAGGCUGUCCUACUUCAACAGGUUCUAUUGCGGGGGGAUGCUCAUUAACGACAGAUACGUUCUCACGGCGGCGCACUGCGUCAGGGGGUUCAUGUGGUUCAUGAUAAAGGUAACCUUGGGCGAACACGACAGGUGCAACACGACCCGGAAACCGGAGACCAGGUUCGUGAUCAGGGCCUUCACGGGGGACUUCAGCUACGUCAACUUCGACCACGACAUCGCCGUGCUCAGGCUCAACGCUCAGGUACCGCUCACCGAGACCAUAAGGCCCAUAUGUCUCCCCAAGGUUUCAGAUACUUUAUACGCCGGAACGAAGGCGAUAGCCACCGGCUGGGGCACCCUCAAGGAAGAUGGUAAGCCGUCCUGUAUUCUCCAAGAAGUGGAGAUCCCGGUCAUGUCCAACGAUGAUUGCAGGGCCAACACGAGUUACAAUCCCAAAAUGAUAAGCGACAACAUGCUCUGUGCCGGCUACGAUGAGGGCAAAAAGGAUGCCUGUCAGGGUGAUAGCGGCGGACCUCUAAUAAGAGAAAGAGAAGAUAAAAGAUACGAAUUGAUCGGAGUCGUUUCGUGGGGUAACGGCUGUGCUAGGCCCGGCUUCCCUGGAGUCUACACCCGGGUCACCAGGUACAUCGAUUGGAUCGUCGAGAACUCCAGGGACGGAUGCUUCUGCAACCAGGACUGACAUCACCAAAGCUUAUAAUUUAUAUUUUAUUUAUUAUUUUUAAUAAAAAAUUAAUCAAUA
This is a messenger RNA of Nezara viridula (southern green stink bug), 1059 nucleotides long. The record is from the annotation of a GenBank genome assembly. NCBI's taxonomy places the organism in Eukaryota, Metazoa, Arthropoda, Insecta, Hemiptera, Pentatomidae.